Miniopterus natalensis is the source of this 575-nucleotide messenger RNA. RefSeq names its product hematopoietic cell signal transducer (gene HCST). Gene Ontology annotation, molecular function: phosphatidylinositol 3-kinase binding; signaling receptor binding. Lineage: Eukaryota; Metazoa; Chordata; Mammalia; Chiroptera; Miniopteridae. The record is from RefSeq and is a predicted model, not a curated record. Gene Ontology annotation, biological process: regulation of immune response; positive regulation of phosphatidylinositol 3-kinase/protein kinase B signal transduction. Gene Ontology annotation, cellular component: membrane.
UCAUAACAACUUCCCUAGUCUCUGACCCUUCCCUCAGUUUGUCCCCAAAGACAGUCACAGGGACCCACCACCUCUCCUCUCUCCCCACCCCCACACACAGGAAGCCGCUAGACCUGCUACCAGCAGGGUGACAUCCGCUUUUGCUGCCUCUCUGCUCCCCCACUCUUCCUCAGAACCUCUCUGGACCAAAGCCCUUUGGGAGACCCCUUCCAACCCACAGCCCACCAUGAUCCCUUCAGGCAACAUCCUGCUUCUACUUUUGCUGCCAGUGGCGGCAGCUCAGGUAACCCCAGGUUCCUGUUCCGGGUGUGGGCCCCUCCCCCUCCCACUCCUGGGGGGGCUUGUGGCUGCGGAUGCUGUGGUAUCUCUGCUCAUCGUGGUGGCGGUGUUUUUGUGUGCCGGCCUACGCCACAGGCCCACCCAAGAAGAUGGCAAGGUCUACAUCAACAUGCCUGGCAGGGGCUGACCCCCUGGAACUGGGACCUUUGACUUCUGACCCUCUCAUCCUGGAUUGUGUGUGGUGGCACAGGAAACCCACUCCCCCGUUUGGAUUGGAAUAAAGCAACUGAAAUACC